AUGCGACAGGCAUUCUCCACAAAACUGGUGCACUGGAAUCAAAGUGUCGAUUACUAUUCGUGGAAAGGUGUGUACUGUAGCCAGGGAUGUGUUAUUGGUCUAGACUUGAGCAGUGAAUCAAUCACUGGAUCAAUUCCAUCAUUCAGCAUGGCUAAGAAUCUGACCAAAAUUAACAUUUCUCACAAUCAUUUAACUGGUCAAAUUACUUCCACUCGUUGGGAAGUGCUUUUGAGUCUUGUGAACCUUGACUUGCGUAACAAUUCACUGGAUAAUGCAUUUAUGUUGCAUGUCUUUGUUCUACGUUCUAACAAAUUCCACGUGUCCCUUGGUUGUACAGGGCCUAAUGCCAAUGCUGCCUGGUCAAGCUCUAAAGAAAUAGUGAUUGACAUUUCCUACAACAAUCUUGAGGGUACAAUACCUGAAAAAAUAGGACGAAUCUAUUCAUUAGGAGUUCUCAACUUGUCCCAUAAUGCUCUUACAGGCCGAAUCCCACCAUCUCUUAGAAAGCUGAAUCGUCUUAUAUCACUAGAUCUAUCGGUCAAUCACUUGGUGGGGCAAAUUCCUAGAAUGAGAUUUCCGAAAACAUCCUACGAGGGAAACGAAGGAUUAUAUGGCUUCCCACGGCAUGAAGAAUGCAAAGACUUAGGAUCUUGA
Messenger RNA from Carya illinoinensis, 654 nucleotides. Its product is annotated as DNA damage-repair/toleration protein DRT100-like. The transcript has 2 exons. Gene Ontology annotation, molecular function: protein binding. The record is from RefSeq and is a predicted model, not a curated record. Lineage: Eukaryota; Viridiplantae; Streptophyta; Magnoliopsida; Fagales; Juglandaceae. Bases 1 to 654 code for a protein of 217 amino acids.